Messenger RNA from Cebus imitator (Panamanian white-faced capuchin), 2786 nucleotides. Its product is annotated as zinc finger protein 501-like. Gene Ontology annotation, biological process: regulation of transcription by RNA polymerase II. The record is from RefSeq and is a predicted model, not a curated record. The transcript has 5 exons. NCBI's taxonomy places the organism in Eukaryota, Metazoa, Chordata, Mammalia, Primates, Cebidae. Bases 473 to 1963 code for a protein of 496 amino acids. Gene Ontology annotation, molecular function: RNA polymerase II cis-regulatory region sequence-specific DNA binding; DNA-binding transcription factor activity, RNA polymerase II-specific.
UUAGAAGCCUUGGGAAACCUUAAGCCUAGCUAAAAAUUGGAGAUUCUGUUGGAGAAAGGUCAAUUGGACAUUUUGGCUUGUAUCCAAACAAGGACACAGCUAAGCUAAUUAGGUUUUCUCUUUCUAAACUGGGCAGAAACCUGGCACUUUAUCGUGGGAAGGUAUAUGAAAACACUCACUAGUCUGAAGACCAGCCCACCCCUAGAGCUCUGGAGGAGUCUGCAAAACCUUCAGGCUCAGCCACCUUGGGGCAGCAGCACUAGUUUACUGGUUCUUCUUGGAGACCUGGCUAUUUGGGGGGUUUGAAGUGAUUUCGGGAUUGAAAUUCCAUUUUUCUUUAUUCCGAGGUGCAGUCUGGAACAAACAUCCCUGGUUAUCGGAAGUAAACUGAGAUCACCUCUGUGCAGGCCAGGAAGGAUCACUUUUUGCUGACUCAGACCUUCUCCAUGCUGGAAACCCAAAAGAAAAUGGCAUGACUGCUGUGCUGCUGACCUCUGGGUCCCAAGAACUGAUGGUCAGGGAUAUGGCCGAGGCUUUCACCCAGUGGAGGCAGCUGAACUCUCCUCAGGGAGAUGUGCCUGAGAAGCCUAGGAAUCUGGUCUUGCUGGGGCUUCCAAUUUCCACACCUGAUGUCAUCUCUCAGUUGGAGCAUGAGGAGGAGCUGGAGAGAGAAGUCUCAAAAGCAGCCAGUCCAGACUGGGAAAUGAUACCAGAAAGCAAGGAGCUAACUCCAGAGAAGGAGAUUUCUGAAGAAGAAUCAGCCCCUGGGGUGUUAAUCGUAAGAUUUUCAAAGGAAGGUUCCAGUGAAUGUGAGGAUUCUUUAAAGAGUCAGCAGGAAAACCAUGAGAAACAUUUAAUACAAGAGGCUAUCACUCAGAAAUCUUCUAGAGGGAGAAGUUACCAAUUUGAUGAAUUUAGAAGAAAUUGCACUCGGAGGUCCUUACUUGUUCAGCAGCAAGGAAAGAGACUACAUCAUUGUGAUUCAUUUAAAAAUAACUUAAAACAAAACUCAGAUAUAAUUAGGCAUGGGAGAAUUUGUGCAGGAAAGAAACCUUGGAAAUGUAAUGAGUGUGAGAAAGCCUUCAGUUACUACUCAGCUUUUGUCUUGCAUCAGAGAAUUCAUACCGGAGAAAAACCCUAUGAAUGUAAUGAAUGUGGUAAAACCUUUAGCCAGAGCAUACACCUUACUCUGCACCAGAGAAUUCAUACUGGAGAGAAACCCUAUGAAUGUCAUGAAUGUGGGAAAGCCUUUAGUCAUCGCUCAGCCCUUAUUCGGCAUCAUAUAAUUCAUACUGGAGAAAAACCCUAUGAAUGCAAUGAAUGUGGGAAGGCCUUUAAUCAGAGUUCAUACCUCACUCAACAUCAGCGAAUUCAUACUGGAGAGAAACCUUAUGAGUGUAAUGAAUGUGGGAAGGCUUUUAGCCAAAGCACAUUUCUUACCCAGCAUCAGGUCAUUCACACUGGAGAGAAACCUUAUAAGUGUAAUGAAUGUGGCAAAGCCUUUAGUGAUCGGUCAGGUCUUAUUCAGCACCAGAGAACUCAUACUGGGGAGCGGCCCUAUGAAUGUAACGAAUGUGGGAAAGCCUUUGGCUACUGCUCAGCCCUAACUCAGCACCAGAGAACUCACACUGGGGAGAAACCAUAUAAAUGCAAUGAUUGUGCCAAAGCCUUCAGUGACCGCUCAGCCCUUAUUCGUCAUCAGAGAACACACACUGGAGAGAAACCUUACAAAUGUAAAGAUUGUGGAAAAGCAUUCAGCCAGAGCUCAUCUCUUACAAAGCAUCAGAAAACUCACACUGGAGAAAAGCCCUACAAGUGUAAGGAAUGUGGAAAAGCCUUCAGCCAGAGUUCAUCCCUCUCUCAACAUCAGAAAACUCAUGCUGGAGGGAAAACCAAGGAAUAUGUCCAAGCUUUUAGUGAGCAUUUAGCCUUUGGCCAACUCAAGAGAAUUCAUACUGGAUAAAGACCAUGUAAAUGUGGUUUACAUUCAGAGCAUACUUUUUGAGCAUUUACCAUACUUGCUGUGGGAGUCUACAAAGAAAUUCAAGUCUGUGUUGCAACAAAAAAUAUUGACAAAUCAUUGCUGAUGUGGGAUGUAGCAUAAUUAGACUGUGAAAGUAUAGUUUUAUAUUUUUAAAAGUGUUCUGGCAGAGGACACUGAAUUUCCCUCAGGAAAGAGAAAAAUUAUGUGUAACAUCCUAAUGUGUAUGUAAAUUACCAUAGCCUUGGGAGAGAAAUGGGGUGUGGCAUGGUGGAAAGGGGACAUCUUGACUGUGCCAGGUGUUUUCAUAAUACUAAGAAUAUAAGUUUUAAAGAGAUAAGUGAUCUUUUUAGAGAAGUUGCACAGGUAGAAAUAAGAGAUUGAGAAUUCACAAUGAGUUUGUCCAGAGUCAGGAGUGGUGGAAGAAGGGAAGUUGUCCUUCAUUCUUGAGCCAAAGGAAGUAGAGGGAAAGGAUAGAAAAAAAGACCUGGGGGAACGAACUCAAGAAAUGUUGACUAUGAUAACUACUUAACUGAAUAUUCACAGCCAUGAAAAAUAUUAGACUUGCUAAUUGGUCAGCUGAAAAGUUUCUGUGAGGGUAACUUUACCCUGCAGCUAAGGAAUGUUGGCUGCAGGAUAAUGCAGGGUGUUUGCUUCUGCCCUUUUUGUCUUUCAGACCUUGCUUAUUGAGACAUCACCUACUAUAAAUCAUGUUAAUUCCAAGGGUCAAGACCCACAGCAUAGAAUAUUGAGUACAGAAGAGACCUUUGAUGUGUUCAAACUGUUUUAAGGUAUCUGAGUUGCC